GUAAUGCAAUGUGGGUUGUGGUACACAAGAGACAAGAUCAUAGCAAGAAUCACCUCUUCCAUAGCCAAUGAUGAAGAUCUUUCUGGUUCUGAUGACUUGGAUUCCGGCUGAAGUCUCCUCAUUCACCUUUGACCCUGCAUUGGAUGAAAGUUGGAUAAAGUGGACAUUAUUUCAUGGGAAACAGUAUGAAAAGAAUGAAGAACAUUGGAGGAGAAUAACAUGGGAGAAGAAUCUGCAACAAAUCAAUCAACAUAACCUGGAGUAUUCGAUGGGCAAUCACACAUUUCGUAUGGAGAUGAAUCACUUUGGUGAUAUGACCAGUGAGGAAUUCAACCAAAUCAUGAAUGGAUUAAUUCAAAGAAACCCACAGAGCCCAGCUCCCAGUGAAGAGCCACUCCACCAGCAUGACGAUAUAGAUAUUCCUCAGACCAUUGAUUGGCGUAGACAUGGAUAUGUCACAGAAGUGAAGAAUCAGGGUCACUGUGGCUCGUGCUGGGCAUUUAGUGCAACUGGAUCUUUGGAGGGACAGAUCUACAGGAAGACAAAUAAACUCAUCUCACUGAGUGAACAGAAUCUCGUCGACUGUUCCAGACAACAUGGUAACAAAGGAUGCAGUGGUGGACUGGUGGAAGAAGCCUUUAAGUAUAUACAGAGCAAUGGUGGAAUAGAAAACGAAACUUCCUACCCUUACACCGCAACAGAUAAGCAGUCUUGUAGGUACAAUCCCCUGCACAGUGUUGCUAACUGUACUGGGUACAAAACCAUUCGCCAGGGAAGUGAGCCUGCAUUAGCAAUGGCAGUGGCUUCAGUUGGACCCAUAUCAGUUGGAGUUGAUGCAGCUCAACUAUCCUUCCAGUUCUAUCAAUCAGGGAUUUAUCACGAUAACAAGUGCAGCACUACCAAGGUGAAUCAUGCAGUGCUGAUCGUGGGAUAUGGAACUCAUGGUCAAGGAGAAACUGCACAGAAUUAUUGGAUUAUUAAAAACAGCUGGGGAAAGAAUUGGGGCAUCAACGGGUACAUGCUUCUCGCUAAAGACAUGAAGAAUCAAUGUGGCAUUGCCAGUUUUGCAGUUUAUCCUCUGGUGUAAUGGCAAUGUCAGGCAGUCCCAGUCAUGGCUGGGUUUGAUACAAUCAUGACCAGAUUCGGAAGUUGCUACAAGACAUAACUCACCAUCGUAUCAGUGGUAACAGGAAACUGAGGGAACUCAGACUUAACAUUUCGGAUCGAGUGAUCCUUCCUCAGAAUGGAUCUGUUUCUCCACAAAUGCUGCCAGACCUGCUGAGCUUUUCUAGCAAUUUCUGUUUUUCUUUCUGAUUUACAGCAUCUGCAGUUCUUUCAGUUUUUUAUUGAAUAAAACUUGCUAUAUUGGACUGUAAA
Molecule: messenger RNA, 1377 nt
Organism: Chiloscyllium plagiosum (whitespotted bambooshark)
Lineage: Eukaryota; Metazoa; Chordata; Chondrichthyes; Orectolobiformes; Hemiscylliidae
Product: procathepsin L-like
Biological process (GO): proteolysis
Molecular function (GO): cysteine-type peptidase activity
Source: RefSeq, a predicted model, not a curated record